UAGUGCACAGCAAUUACGUUCUUUUUUGCACUAAUUGUGAAGUCAGCAUCUGUGUCAAAUGAUCCUCUUCCUGAUUUUGUUCAACUAAUCCAGUGUAGUUCCAAUCAUAUAUGCUGUUGUUCAUGAAGUCAUUCAUCAUAAGUAAGGUUUUUCAUCGUCGUAACAAUGAGAAAAAAAUUUAGGAUAAAGAAAAAGUCGGGGUAAACACCCUUAGUCGGGUUUAAAAAAAUCGGGUAAAAGUACUAGUCGGGGAAAAAAGUCUUGCAAAAAAUUUUUGUCACUAUUUCCCGAUUUUUUUCCCCGAUAAGGUAUUCUUAUUGAAAAAUAUUGCAAAUAAAAGAAGUUGUAGCAAAAUAGUUUAAGAGCUUUUAUUAUUUACGUAAUAUCUCCAUCAAACGUAAUCAGGUCAAAUAAAUGGUUUCUUAGGUGACACAUUAUUAGAUCUAGCGUAGCACAUGAUGUAAUUUUGCGUUCUUAUUUUUUACGAGAAAUGUUAAUUAUCGUACAUGAAUCAAUCUUUCGAUUUACUGGUUUCAGUAUUAGUGGCUAUAAAAGCUUGAACAUAUCUAAAUUCAAAUAUUAAAACCUAUGUGCAAGACUUACCACUAUGGCAAUUUUUUUUUUUUUUUUUUUUUUUUUUUUUUUUUUUUUUUUUUCGCCAAAAGAAAUUUACAUACAACUAUUUCAAAAUUACAGAUACAAGUUCUACAUACACAUAAGUACAGGCAUAAAUUUCUACAUUAGGAUAUAUAUAUAUACAUAUAUAUAUAUACAUAACUGUAUCACGUACGUAGAAUAAAAUGGCAGGAGUAAGUAGAAGACUAUCGAAAUGUUUGUGCGUAUAAUCAUAUUUGCAAUACUCUGCGUGGAGGUUGCCUAUUUGGACAUUUACGUCUCCAAACGUAAUGGUGAAGAUGACACUCUCUGUGGUACGUAUUUAAACCCCUGUAAUACAUUUACAUUCGCUGCAAAGAAGCUUCGCACUUCAGCAACUACUGUGCGAUUGGACGGGGGUACGGAUAAAACAUAUGUGUAUUAUGUAAAUCAAUCAGUUAUCCUUAAAGAUGACAUUGCAAUGGCCAAUUAUAAAGGCAACAAAUUCCGACCAGUCAUUCAGAUGAUAAACCAAAACAAAAAACAAAAUUACUUAUUUUAUUUAUCAAAGAAAGACACUCAGUUAAAAGUUAAGAAGAUAAUUUUUGUUGGAACAUCACUUUUGCAAUACAGUUCAUCUUUUAAUAUUACUAUCACCAACUGCAGCUUUGAGAAUGCAACUUCACCUAUAAUACAGGCAAACGGUACUGUAGAACUUGUUGUAAUGCAUGUAUCGCAUAGUUCUUUGAAGUAUACACGGCUUAUUAGCACCUAUGAAGUUGGCAAUCUGCAUGCUGUUAUAGACUCAUGCGCAUUCCUUGGUAACAGAAGUGAAAAACGAGCGAUAAUUGAAUGGCAUGCAACUAAAGUAGCGAGAAUACGAGUAAAACAUAGCACAUUCAAAUGUCCGGUGGGAAUUUCGAUGAUAUGUUCUAUUCCAACUUUGUCUAUCCUUGAACAACAUCAAAUAAUUAGAUUUAAAACUUCACAAAACUACUUAUUUCAAAUAUACAACUCAUCUUUUCAUUCAGAAGAUGAUUCGCAUAAAAUGAAAAAAUAUGGAAUUAUGUCAUACAAAUGUCCAAUAAUAUCAUUGCAGGAAAGCAAAUUUUCAAGAUUUCAAUCCUCGCCUGUGAAAGUAUAUUCAGCUAUUUUAGUGAGGAUUAACAAAUCUUCAUUUAGAAAUAAUAAAGCCAUCCAAGGUGGUGCUUUAUAUGCUGAGAGAUGUUUGAACAUCGAUAUAGACCACUCUUUAUUCUUUAAUAACACUGCAGACUUUGGGGGCGCCAUAUAUAUAUCUAAGGGAAAAGAUGAAUCUUUUAUCAAAUCAUCAUUAUUUUUUAAUAACUCAGCUACCAUUUCCGGUGGCAGCAUUUACGCGGAAAUAGAAGAUAUCUUGUACAAUUUGAAUUUACAUUUACGUUCAGUACAAUUUACAGGUACAACAGACAAUCCAUUAGCUAACGGAAUAAUAAUUUAUACAAAUGCGCGUGUAUAUUAUACAAACGUAUCAGUAUCUAUAACUAACACUAGUCUCGAUGUCCCAAUACUGGACGGGAUACGUUGUGACAAUAAAAAAGUAUGUGGAAUGAAUCACCUUAUUAAUCUGUCGUUAUCUUGUCCGUACAAUUAUGGCGUCGUUCCAUUGAGAAAUUACCGUUUAUUUUCAUUCCAGUGUCGCACAUGUGCCAAAGGGAUGUAUAGUUUAACAAGAGAUCAGAUUACGGUACCAGGUAAUGGCCUUGUCUAUAAAAAAUCAGAUUUUAAGUGUUUUCAAUGCCCCCCAGGUGGAAAAUGUGAACAUGGAAUAGUGAGCAAGGGGAAUUUUUGGGGAUAUGUCGAAAGUGACAACAAAAUAGUAUUUCUAUCCUGUCCUACUUCCUAUUGCUGUUCUCAGACCACAACGAAAUGUUUUUCAUACAAUACCUGUAAUAAAAAAAGAACAGGGAUACUUUGCGGAACAUGCCAAAGGGGAUAUAGGUUGAAUUAUUUUAAUAAUGGCUGUGUUAAGAAUGAAGGGUGUAAUCAGUGGCUGUUCUGGAUUUUGUAUCUAGCGUAUGGAAUACUUUAUGUCGUGUUUCUGAUGUACUUUAAAACGAUAUUAAAAAAAUUAUGUCAGUAUCUGCGAAAAUUAAAAUGCAAACAAGAGCAAUCAGGAGUUAUUAAUGAUUUGUAUCGAUACAGACGUUUUGAAGAGAGUAUAGAUGAGGAUACGAAAAAAAUUAAUUUUUAUGAAGAGAAAGAAAACCAGUCCGGAAAAAAUGGUAACACAAAAAAUGAUGGCAGUAAAACAGAUGUUUACACCUCUGGAUUGAAAUCUAUCAUAUUUUUCUUUUACCAAAUACAAUCACUAUUAGAAAUCCCCACACCUGAAAAAAAUAAUCACGGAUAUAUAACAGUAAUAAAAAAAUCGAUAUUAAACAUUUUCAAUUUUGAAUUAGUUCAAUUUAACAUAUCAAAACUUUGUCCAACAAAAGAUCUUGAUGCACUGUCGAAAUCACUGAUCAAACUUGGAAAUAUCUUUAUUCUUUUCAUCCUGCUUCUUUUAUUAGCUGCAAUUAUAAAAACUUUUCAGCUCUUUAAAAGAAAAAGAAACCCAACGUUUUUGACCAGUGGAACGACAAGUUACAAAAUUAUGAAGAACAUACGCACUUGCUCAAUUCAAGUUACUUUGCUAGGUUACACCGCAGUAAAUACAUUUUGCUUUCGAAUGUUGAAUUGUGUUUCAAUAAGAAAUGAAAAUUAUUUAUACAUUCAAGGAGAUAUCAAAUGCUAUACGUGGUGGCAAUAUUGCAUUUUGAUUUUUACUGCGUUAUGGAUAAUUCCUUUUACAGUAUCUGUGCACAUUUCUGUAAAGAUACUACGAAGAAGUCAAAUAAAUUUGAGACAAUUUUACCUUUCAUUCGCCAUUCCACCAAUCUCAUUUUAUUACUACUUGCGAUCGCUAUGUACACACAAAACAUUGCACGUCAUCAACAACAAAGAUGAUAUCGACAAGAUAGCAGAAAUUUUCUUUGGUCCUUAUAAAUUACAUGAAGAUAGCGAAUUAAAUUGGGAAGCUGUUCUGAUUGGUCGACGAAUGGUUCUAGCAGGCUUGUGUGCAUUCACCGUAAAUCCCAUCUCACGAAUGAUUUUCACAUUACUGUUACUGCAAGGGUGUCUCCUGCAUCAUCUGUACGUUUUACCAUAUCGCACGCAAAUCUUGAACCAUCUUGAAACAGCCUCAUUGUGCUGUUUGAUAUUCAUUAACAUAGAAAAUUCAUUUUUUUCUUUUCUUUACAUGAACGAUCAAUCAAGCGUACCUGGCAUUAACACUAUCGCUAUGGUCUUCGUGUGGGCAGAUCACGUGAUAUUAGCAGCACCAUUGUUAAUAAUAAUAGCUAUACUUGUGUUUGUAUUGUGCAAGAAGUUGUGUUGUAUGUUAAGAAAUUGUUUUGUUACACUGCAUGGUUGAAACUAUAGGAUGUGAAAACGUUUGCGCAUUUAAUUCACCAAAAUUCAGGCCUGUGACAACUAUCCCUCGAUAACUUUGAAAAACGAAAAUAAAACAUACACUAAUACUUUUCUUUACUUGAAAAAAAAAUUGCAUCGUUUUUAAGUGGCCUAACAGUCCAUUUUUCCACCCUUCAGGACUGAUCGAAAUAAUUGAUACUACUCAUUACGCCACCACCCCCAUACUCCUCCGCGAAAUGAUUUUGUUUUCUACGGGCCUGCAAUCACAACUUGUACAUAUGACCAAACGCAAACAAUUAUUUCUCACUUUUCUUUAAUUUCAUUUGUUUAUCAGUUUCAUGUUCGUUGUCCCUUUGCUUAUUUAAAUUUUGCAAAUCAAUUUUGUACAUUACAAUGAUAAGGAGUUUUUACAAGACCUUGUGUUUUUCUAAAAAAAUGUUCGUGUACAGUUUUUGCAAUGUAGAAUAAGAUUUUCACUUAGUGUUUGGAACUCAACUAACUCAAACUUAUCUUGUCUGUAUUUUUUAUUUUUAUUUUUUUAUAUAAGAUAUUUAAUUUUUUGAUUAACUAGUCGUUAGCCCGUGGAAAAAUCCACGGGUUCGCCCGUCCUUUUUAUACCGCAUUGCGUGCGUCUCGCUACCUGCACAGCUUAGCUACCAUUUUGCGUGACAGACAGACGGACGGACAGACGUAUACAGGUAUUAUAAUAUAGAUAUAUAUUCUGUUUCCUGACGGUUAUUAAGGGCUAAAUUUCUUUUUUUUAAUUUUUAUCUUGCGGUCUACUUUUAAAAUAGCUCAGCUUUGUGCAAUAACUUGAAAGAAUUGUGUUAAUUUUCGAGAAGUAGAGACUUUUUUUAUUGCAGUUUGGAUCUUAUUUAAAAUUUUAUUUAGGAAUUUAGCUAGAAUUUAUCUAUAUUUUAAUUUUGUCACUAUAUCAGUUAUUUAAUAUUUUUGAUGUAUAUCUUCUGUGUAAUGUACUUUACAACAUAACCUACUAUUGUAGGAGUAAAAACAAUCCUUGUUGAUGGCAAAAAUAAGUCCACCAACACCAACUUUUUAUGCCAUGGUGAACAAAAAAUAUGAAAAAUUGCUACUAUAAGGGAAGAGAGUGUUUUGAGAAGAAUUUUAUUCAGGCUUUUAAAAAAAGUUUAUCCCCACAAAGUGCAAAUGUUUUGCAGUAAAGCUGAACCACAAAACGUCUUUCCACAUUCCUUAAAGUAGUGCUUUAACACAAUGGCUUUUAAGCUAGUCUUAAAUAAUGGUUGACCCCACCUGUUGAGGAGUGUAAUUAUUAGUUCCUUCACUUCAUUUAUAAGACUUUUGUAGGUCUUUAUUUGUAUAAUUUGUAAGAAUUCUGUAUAUUAAUCGGUUGUAUUUCUUAGAAGUUGAUAAGAGAUAAUCUAUCUAAAAUUAUUUUUCUUUAUAUAAAUAUCAGACGAUUGUGCACAUCUGAGUCCAGAAAUAGUAGUUAGUGCUGUUGCUGAAUGAUAGGCAUUUUCAGCAAGUUGACAUUAGGAUAUUGACACAAUAAAAAAAUUAAUUGGAUAAGUUUCGUUUACAAGUUUAUCUGUUGUGGUAGUACAUGCGUCAAAGCAACAAUUUUUGAAACUAGGAUGGACAAUUUCAGGAGUUGAUUUUUAGACCAUUUUAACUGCUAGAGGGCGCUAAUGGGCGUUGAGUUUUAGGGCGACGCCCGUUGAGCUUCCUGCAACGCCCUCCACUAAAACCCCAGUUGCACUUGAUUGCCGCAACGGGCGAUUAGCCACUUCGAAAUUAUUUUGCAGUAAUAAAACAAUUCUCAUUUUUAACAUAAGCUAAAAAGGUUUCUGUUUUCUAGGUUUCUUAUCUUUAGCUACGUAAUCAAAGCAGCAGCUACAUAUAACAUUUCAGCCUGACAUGAAUAAAAACAAUGUGCUGUAGCUAAACUAGCUAGUAGGAUGAUUAAUGAUAAUAGCCGUCGUCCGUCUGUUUAUCUGUCUGUUACGGAAACACGAAAUGCGAUAGAUAUAUAAAGGACGGUCGACCCCGUGGAUUUUCCACAGGUUAACGACUAGUAUAUAAUAAAUAUGUAUGUCAAUUAUCGCUUCCUUGUUUUUCAGGAUUUGUUUGGUAAAAUAUACCAAGAGUAAUUUUUCGUCAAGAGUAAGUUUUCGUUUUGGUUAUUUUCUUUUUAAAAUA
Molecule: messenger RNA, 6225 nt
Organism: Hydractinia symbiolongicarpus
Lineage: Eukaryota; Metazoa; Cnidaria; Hydrozoa; Anthoathecata; Hydractiniidae
Exons: 2
Coding region: 830-4048 (1072 amino acids)
Source: RefSeq, a predicted model, not a curated record